Funneliformis geosporum is the source of this 909-nucleotide messenger RNA. NCBI's taxonomy places the organism in Eukaryota, Fungi, Glomeromycota, Glomeromycetes, Glomerales, Glomeraceae. The record is from the annotation of a GenBank genome assembly.
AUGGAAUCAUCAACUUCAUUAUCUACGAACGUAUUAGCAUCAGCGCCAGUCGAAAUUAAUACCAUAAAGAAAAUUGAAUAUCCAUUCUGGUUUGGAGGAGCUGCAUCAUGUAUUGCAUGUACCGUUAGCCAUCCUUUGGACUUAACUAAAGUGAGAUUACAAACAACGCAAGGAUUAAACAAAGCAUCAACAAUUUAUACAAUGAUACGAAUAGUAAAGGAUGAAGGUAUUAGAGGAUUGUAUAGUGGAUUAUCCGCUAGUAUAUUAAGACAAGCUACUUAUUCUACAAUGAGAUUUGGUGCUUAUGAAAAAUUAAAGACUGCAAUAUCAAAAAAUCAAGGAUGCAUUGGAGGAGCAUUCGGUAAUCCAGCAGAUUUAGUUAUGGUUCGUAUGCAAAAUGAUGCAAAGCAGCCAUCACAUAUGCGUAGAAAUUAUAGAAACGCUUUUGAUGGAUUGUAUCGUAUUGUGCAAGAAGAUGGUCUUAAAGGUCUUACAAGAGGAAUUGUACCAAAUAUGAAUCGUGCUAUUUUAAUGAAUUCUUCUCAAUUAGCUUCUUAUGAUCAAUUUAAACAAAUGUUAUUAUCUACUAAAUUUUUUAAAGAUAAUAUUAUUACUCAUUUUACUUGUAGCGUUUUAGCGGGUUUAGUAGCUACAACUAUUUGUUCACCUGUUGAUGUCAUCAAAACUCGUGUUAUGAAUUCUUCAUCAGAAGCAAAGAGUAUUUUAGUAGUUUUAACAACUAUAAUUAGUAAAGAAGGACCUUUGGCAUUAUUUAAAGGAUGGGUACCGGCUUUUGUUAGAUUAGGGCCACAUACCGUUGUUACCUUUAUGGUACUUGAACAGAUUAAGAAUUUAUAUCAUAAGAAGUUGGAUUUAAGUGUUAAAAAAACUGAACCUGCAACCGCUUAA